This is a messenger RNA of Rhizophagus irregularis DAOM 181602=DAOM 197198, 788 nucleotides long. RefSeq lists its product as uncharacterized. The record is from RefSeq and is a predicted model, not a curated record. NCBI's taxonomy places the organism in Eukaryota, Fungi, Glomeromycota, Glomeromycetes, Glomerales, Glomeraceae.
AAAAAAAAAAAAAAUAUCCAAUAUACUCAAUAUGUCUAAGAAACAAAAAAAUCAAUUAUUAUUUAUCGUUAAUUCUAAUAAUAACAUAAAACAUGACCAAAAUAAUGUUAGUGAUAAUAACUUGAAUAAUAUUUUUGUUGAUAUUAGACCAUCUUUUCCUCCAAAUUUAACAACAAAUGAUCUAAUUAAAAACGCUGUUAAAUCCAAUACCAAUAGACCAAAAACUUUUCCAAAUGCUUUUAUCGCAUAUAGAAUGGCAUUAAUUAAAGAAUGUCGUAAUAAAAAUUGGAAAUUACCUUCAAUGGGAGAAUUUUCAAAGAUUACGAGAAAUUCCUGGAAUACAGAAUCUGAACAUGUAAAAAAUUUUUAUGUUUCAUUAGUUAAAGAAGCAAAAUCCAAUUACAAACAAAAUAACCUUCAAAUUGUAUUGGAUAAGCAUAUGAGCAAUAACAUGAAUUAUGUUCAAGAAAGUGGAGAAACUUAUGAUACAAAUGUACGAAUUCUUCCUACAAUUUACAAGGAGAAUUCACAAAACUUGGUUCAGAAUACUUCUCAUUAUAACGUGAGGUUUAUUGAUAAUAGUUCAUUGAUUGAUUCUUCUUCCAAUUCUGAAAUGAAUUCUGAUCGUGAAUAUAUUGAAAUAUUGGAACAAAUAGUUGAUAGCUUAUUAAGAAGUAAAAAUCGUUUUACUUGAACAAAAUUAUAAAAGACUUAUGCAAAGAUUUAUGCAAUUAUGGCAAUUAUGAUUUUUAUAUUGAGCACAUUUAAGAUUUUUUUUAAAGAUUUUU